UGAACUGCACCAGGAUGUAAAGAUCAAUGUGGGCCAAGUCAAUCUGAAUGGAAAUUAUUACACUGAGUUCCCACCUACAGCUCCACUCCUGUCUUAUUUCAGCAGUGAAACAGGAACUUACUCACCAGUAAAACAUUAUAAGUGCAGCCAUGAUAGGAAGGAGGAGAGAAUGAGAGAGGGGAGGAGAAAGACAUAGAGUGCUCAAAUGUCAAAUGGAGGGUGGAGUGUAUGACGUUGAACGCAGGCAGAAAGGGAGGGGGAAUGAGAAAGAAAGGGAAGAACUUUUUUCCGAUAGCUUUUUCUUCUCCCAAAUGAAACAUUUAUACGAAACGAAUUGACUUAAACGCUUUUACUGGCGAAUGAAUGCUGCAAUAAGCAGAAAGGAGAGGGAGAGAGAGGAGUAAACAUUUGCUGAACUCACUCAGCUACUCUUGUGCAACAUAUGACCGCAUUAAAAAUUAACAGUGUGAAGUCUGUGGCCUCUUGACAGGAGGUAUGUUUUUCUUUCCAUUUUUUCUCCUAUCACUACUUAUGCACACACAUUUAUUGCUCAGUAGCUUAUACUAGGGAAGAAUGUAAGUUUAUCUAACCUUUGAUCAGCACAGUAUGCAGCUAUUCUAAUGCUUGAAGUAUUGAAGUUUCUAUUUCAAACCAUUACAUCAUGAAUUUGAAAUGAGAUUCUGUGUGACGUGAUUUCAAUUGCAAAUCAGUCUUUCAGUUGUAUGUGACAUAAAAUGAUACACUUGGUUAAAUAGUUAAUAGUUUUGUUGGAAUGCAUGAAUGAAACAUUAUUACAUAAUGUUUUGUUUUCUCUGCACCACAGACGUUCACUUGAGCAUGACUUCAGAAUUGGACUCAAGCUUGACCAGCAUUGACUGGCUUCCCCAGUUGGGAAUCAGCACCUUGCGUUCAGGAAAAGAAAGAGUGGAACGAAAGAAAGAGCGAGGAAGAGAGAAGGACAUCCCUCCCAUAUGUACAGCAUCUCCUGCAUCUAAUUCCAAAGGGAAACCCCCACACAGCUAUGCCACUCUCAUCACCAUGGCAAUUAGUUCAUCCCCUGAAAGGAAGCUGAGUUUGAAUGACAUUUACACAUGGAUCAGUGAUAGAUUUCCUUUUUAUAGCAGAGCAGGAAGAGGGUGGAAGAACUCAAUUCGGCACAAUCUGUCCCUCAAUAAAUGUUUCCGGAAAGUUCCUCGACCACAGAGUGACCCUGGAAAGGGUUCAUACUGGACAAUGGAUGGACCGCCUGACUCAACACAACACAGAGGUGUCAAACGGCCUCAUCCUGAAGAGGAGGCUCCAUACUCAGAGACCAAAGAGCCUUUCAAUCAACCGGAGCCCCUCCCACCUCUCCCAGAUGUCAACAGCACAGUCUCUCCCCUUCCAUGCAAGCAACGUCGAACUGCCCCAAUACCUGCAUCUUUUCCUUCCUUGAUUCCUUCGAACCCCCAUGCGGAUCCUCCUCUCCGAUUCUCCUUUGCUGAUUUGAACCUACCGGACCUGUACAAUUCCUUUCAGUCUCUCUGUCGCUCUGUUAGAGAGAGAGUCACCUCACAUUCGGAUGUUCCCAAUUUGCUUGGACUUACCAAUGACAGUACACCACUCCAUACCCCAACCCUGCCUCCUCUCUCCCCCUGCCCCUGUCCGAACCCCAACACUAACCAAUACACCAACCCAAACUCAAAUCCAAACCUUAAUGCCAAUCGCAACUUCAACCCAAAUACACCUAAUACUAACUCUAGUUUUAUUCCCAACUUACACCCAAACCACAACCAGAACCCCUCUAACAUUCAUUCAAAUUCUAACACUGAGCCUGACAAGCUGCUACACAGUAAUGUUGUUCCUGCAGACUGGUUCAGUAAUGCGGAUUCUUUGAGAGAGAGUUUCAGGAUUGCUAGUAGUCUGGACUGGGCUAACAUUGACCUCACUUGUCACCCUGACCUGGUAGAGAGCAUGCGUCAGGCUGAGCUCUGUGACUGGGCAUUGGAUGCGACUCUCUUCACAUCUCUUUGUGAUUCGCUCAACCGUUUCUUCACUCAGAAGGGUCUCAUUGGCUCCUCUUCUGGUGGCCACUCCUCGUUGGGACAAAUUACCCCACCUCCUUUCAGUAUGCCGUCCACUAACCCUCCCACCCUGGCUCAACCCUCUCCACUGAUCUACCCCUCCCAACAGCCUCCUGGUGAACCUACCCUCCACAGUCCGAGGAGAACCCUGACCCCUCAUGCCCAGAACCAGACAGCACAGAUACCACCAGGGCUGCAGCCCACAACAAGCCAGCCUCUGACUCCUAACGUACUUCAGACUCAGCCACUGACUCCAAGCGGUCGUCCACCUUUGAAGAAUCUUCAUAGCAACAGUGAGGAGAUCCAGGAUGACUUUGAUUGGGAUUCCCUUAUUGAGUGAUUCAUUGGCAAACAAACAUACAGAAUACACAGUAAAAUAAAACAUAUCAUGAGCCAAUUCCACAGUUUUGUCAAAAAGGAAUUGAGGCCAACUCAUUAAUCUUUAAUGAGUGUUUCAUGUAUAUAUGGAACAAAGGCAGAUGUCAGGAAACCACAAAUUGAACAUCAUUCAGGUAUUUGUUUCUCUUCAGUGUGGCACUACUUUACAUUUACUGCUGCACAAUGGUUCAAAUUUAAUUGUUCGCAUGUUGAAAUGCUGGCACACAAUGAUUGCCACCUAUAGUGAGAAUAACCAAACCUUACAAUGUUUUCAUUAGUGUAACAUCCCUUUUUGCUUAGUGCAAGCUACACAGUAGCUCUUAGCAACUAUGCCCAGCUGCCUCUUAUAUCGGAGUACCUGUACACAAAGCGACAAUGUAAAUAACACUAGCACUUCCAAAGCCCUAGCCAAUAGAAAAUGCCUAGAUUUUUUCAAAAUGUUGAUAUAGGCUUCCCUUACUUACAAUCAUUGGUUCUACAGGUAGUGAAAAUGUUUUUAUUUUUAUUUUAUUUUUUUUACAGCUGCACAGAAAUGGUUGUAUAUUGCAUGUACACUAACAAAUAGUGGGUAAAGAAAUGCAGUUUAACUACUCUGAGGUAUAUGAUAAUACAUUUGGGUGUAUUUUGACUGACAAUGACAGACUUUUUUUUUUUUACUGAAUAUUGCAAAAAAUGUUGCCACCUGUUCACUUUAGGAUAUCCCUCUGGGGACCUAAACUUUUUCAAAAAAAGAAAAAAGAAACAUUGAACUUGAUAUUACAACUGCCUGAAGAGUGAAUGCAAACCACAGCAAAAUAAAGCUUGGACAAUUUAAUUUCUUAGAUUUAUUUUUUAUUUCUUAAAUUUCUUAGAUUUUUUUUUUUUCUCCAUUUUAUUUUUAAAUGUGAAUGUUCACAGUCAACACCACACAAUUUCCGACCAUAGCCAAUAUUAGAGAAAAUAAUUCAUUGAAAGUAAAUAAAGAAUAACAGCAUGGAUUGUGUCAUUCAGUCCCCAAUUUUCAUAGUAUGAUUUCACUUAGUCAUUCAGGUCCAUUUU
Molecule: messenger RNA, 3479 nt
Organism: Myxocyprinus asiaticus (Chinese sucker)
Lineage: Eukaryota; Metazoa; Chordata; Actinopteri; Cypriniformes; Catostomidae
Gene: foxj2
Product: forkhead box J2
Exons: 9
Coding region: 781-2403 (540 amino acids)
Biological process (GO): regulation of transcription by RNA polymerase II
Cellular component (GO): nucleus
Molecular function (GO): DNA-binding transcription factor activity, RNA polymerase II-specific; RNA polymerase II cis-regulatory region sequence-specific DNA binding
Source: RefSeq, a predicted model, not a curated record